Messenger RNA from Schistosoma bovis, 2329 nucleotides. The record is from the annotation of a GenBank genome assembly. Lineage: Eukaryota; Metazoa; Platyhelminthes; Trematoda; Strigeidida; Schistosomatidae.
UGACUCUUAAAAUCCUACAGAUUAUAGUUAGUUGGUACUGUCUGGAAACAAAAAAUGUAAUUCGUUGCUAUUCUUCUUUUCAAAUUGCUCGCAACAUGUGCGAGGUGGAUGUGAAAAUCAUCAAACGAACUCAAGAAACCCUUGGAAAGUUAAUCAAAAAGCCAGUCCUUACUGAAAAACUUUUGUCAAGACCUCCAUUUAGAUUUCUUCACGAUAUAUGUACGUCAGUUAUUAGGUCGACAGGAUUAAUGAAGGGUUUAUUUAACUCAGAAGAGUUGGAAGCUGAUAAUGUCAAAGACAAAGACAAAAAGUUGGCAUUUCUUCAAAAGUUGGUAGAUUUCUUGUCGGUAGUGCAUGAACGAACUAUUCCUGUCAGAAUAAUGAGCAUGGUUGCUGGUAAGGAGGCUGAGAAAACGAAUGAGAUGCUGUUCUUACUAGCUGAAGCUGUCAACAAAAAGAUCAACAACGAAGAAUAUGUUGCCCGAGUUCUCCAAGGAAGUAAAGUCGAUGAUGUUAAACCAAGUGCUGUUGGAAAGCAAGUAUCAGAAACUAAGCAUUCAAAAAAAAAGCCUGGUAUGGAGUCAAAGUUCGUGGAUCAUCGAACAAAGGUGACUCAAAGUCGCCGGAAAAACAAGUCAAAUGGGGAAAAAGACUCAACAGACCCAGUUAAUGUAGAAAAGUGUGGUAGCGCGAGGGAAAAUCAUCUGUUUCAAGAUUCUGGAAGUCGUGCUGGCAGUCAAUGUGGUUUACAAACACCGGAAAAAUCGCAAGAGGAAAUCGUUGCUCCUUCCCUCCAAAAUUCUGAAGUAUCAGUCUUCCAACCUCGACAUCACAGACCUGCAUCCGCCAAAGGACAGAGGGUGAAAAGAGAUGAUGUAAAGAUGUCAACCGAUCAACAGGAUAAUAAACGUGAACCAACUGAAAACUCAAGAUUGGUACCACCUCGCCCAAGACGUUCUGGAGAUUUCGUAAUUGAAGAUAAUCAUAAACAAGUGAAUAUGACAUGUAUAUCUGGACUUAUUAUUUCUGAUUCACAACAAGAUACAACUGAUGAAGAACACGAUGAUGAUAAUAAUGAUGAUAAGAAAUUUGUUAGCGAAGAAACUCCUGGUAAUAUAUCAGCUGAUAUUUUAACAAAACAGUGGGAUAAAACUGAGCCAGAAGAUAAUCAUGAACAUGGUGGUUUAGUCACUAAAAUAUUACAGACGAAAAAAGAAUAUGAAAAUGUCAAUACAAUGAAUAAAGAAAGUUUAAAAGUACAGUCUAGCGGAUUGAAUGAAGCAGCUAAAGAACGUGAGAAAGCUUUAUUAAAAAAAGAAAUUAAUCGUUUAUGUGAUUCACUGCAAACACUAUCACGUUCAGCUAUUCCAUUGAGUAAACUGAUGGAUUUUGUUCAAGAAGAUUUAGAAACAAUGCAACAAGAAUAUGAACGUUGGAAAACUGAAAAUCAUAUACUUAAAUCUCAAUUGAAACAACAGGAAAAUUUAACCCAAACAUGUAUAGAACCUUUGAAAGCUCAACUAGAUGAAUUAGAAAAAUAUGCCAAAGAAAAAGAGAAGGCUAUUAUUAAAUGUAAAGCUAAAAUAUUUCAUAACAAUGAACGUAUACAAAAUUUAUUGUUUAAAUCAUUGGAAAAAGUCUUGUGAACAGUUAUUUAAAAUAAAAUAAUUCAAUGAACAUAGUGAAUUUUCAUCUUAACAUUCUGUUUCAUCAUAGUGUCGUAUAUAUUUCCACAAAGUUUAAUGUUAUCUACUGAACAAUUUAUGAAAGUCAAUCACUUUUAAAAAAUAUAUAUAAACAUAAAGAAUUUGGAGUUGGCUAAAAGAUCUUACUCUCAUCUAAUCGACCGCGUUCAUUUUAUUCAUUAAAUAAUUAAAAAGCAUUUUCUAUCAAGUUAUGUUAAAAACUAUUGAUGAAUGAUUCGAAUAAAUUAUGAGUUUCUUUGUUGAUUAUUUCAAGAUAUUUUAUGAUAUAAAUUACUUUGUGUUUUGUUCAAAGAAUCUUUUUGUUGUUCAUUUCAAUUUAAUUGAUUGCUUUCCCUAAAUCUUUAUCUGCGAUAUAUUUUUUGUGAGGUCGAUUAAAUUUGUUGUCUCAUUGUUUUUCAUCUUAUAAUGAUAUGUGUGAUUUCACCAGGAAAACAAACAGUCUGUUUUAUUAAUUGAACAUCGUUUUUUUUUGAAGGAACUUGUUAAACCAGGAGAUUGGGAUUUACUUUAUCGAUUUGAUACAUUUAUUUUGUCAUUCCACUGAAAAUUGAUCAACACCAUUUGUUGGUGAAAACUUGUUAUAUCAAAUAAAUAAAUAAUAAAUAAUUUUAUGCACAUACGAA